Molecule: messenger RNA, 1251 nt
Organism: Zingiber officinale
Lineage: Eukaryota; Viridiplantae; Streptophyta; Magnoliopsida; Zingiberales; Zingiberaceae
Exons: 2
Coding region: 65-865 (266 amino acids)
Source: RefSeq, a predicted model, not a curated record
AAGAUCAAGUGGCUCGAACAGGUGACAUGUCGCUCCAUUUCUCCAUUUCCCUGGUGGCUUCUUCAUGGAGCACGGCGACGACCAGCUGCAGGAGGAAGCAUCCCCUGUCCUCCCCUCGAUCGAGUCCCUCAAUCCUCCUCUGCUUCCAGCCUCCAUCGGAUUAGGGUUCGUCCUCGCAUCGCUUGUCCUCGUCCGAUCGGAGUCCCUCAAACCCGUAACCACUGCCAUCAAGCUCGCCGACAACGCCAUCAAGGGCACCCAGGUGCUCUCCUCCCCUUCGCCCAAGUCGCUCCUCCUCGCAUCCAAGGCCAUCGUCAAGGGGUACAGGGCAACCAAGCGCUUCGUCCCCGUAGGAUUCGACCUCAAGCUUCCGCCCGCGGAAAGGGCUAAGCUCAAGGCUUGCCUCGGCGCCGCCAGUUUGCUCAAGCACACCAGAUCCCCGCUCCUCGCUGGUGGAUCUCUGGGGGUAGGGUUUCUAAAAGGCGGAUACAACAUCUCGAAGAACUGUGUUAAGGUGCUCGAAGGAUUCAUCGGGCUGCAAUUGAAUUCAGCGGUCAGGGAGGGCAUCGAUGCGCUGGGCUUGGCUGUUAGGGUUGCCACUGUUGGGAAGGAAAUAAAACGCUUGCUUUUGAUUGAGUGGCAGAAGAGGACACAAAUUGAAUGCUUGAUUCUUGGAGGAGACUCGAGACCUGGAGUUCGAUUGAGUUACAAAAGAUGCAAUUUUGAUCGAUUUCACGUAAUUGGUGGCGAUUUUGGCUCUCAGAAUUUUCCAUUCAUGGGGAAAACUCCGUUCGAUGAAAUGGAUUUAGAGAUGCAUCUCUCUGAGCUGCUUUGCAUGUCAAUUCCGGUAUAUGAGAUACUAUGAUCGAUGGACCUCUUGUCGAUAGUUGACUUUUCAUCAUUGUGAGAAAUCUGAUCUUAUUGGAGGGAAUUGCUUAGCUUUUGGAUAUUAAUUAGUGCUUCCGUAGAAAAGUUGAAGGCAAGACAAUUCAACCCAAGGUGAACACGUGAGGAAGACUAUGCCUUAGCUAAAAGAUACACAUGAAUAAAUACAUAAAUCUCAACAAGUGAGAUUCUAAGUUUCUGCCGCGAGCAGCAAAGGCAAAAAUGCAUGUAAUAUCGAAUCGAAAGUACAAUAAGAUAACAUGCCAUCCUAGUCAUGGCCAACACCACAUUUCACUGCUGGUGUUAUUAGCUGCUUGUCAUUAUGUUGCAGACGUGGUAUUGCUUUACUGCUGUUUACUCACUCAA